AUGCUUACAAGUGAUGCUGGAAAAUUUUAUUUAAAAGUGGAAAAAGGCCGAAAGCCACGUGUGCAACUAUUUGAAGAAUUACGUAAUGCACAGAUAACAAUACCAUAUGAUCAAACAACUAAAUGGCCACCAAUACGUGUACAAAUGAGUGGUGGUAUAACAAUUAUUGUUCAACGUUUAGAGCAACAAUAUAAAAUUACUGUUCAACAUAUAAUGGAACGUAAACCAGAUAUAUGUGUUUAUGUUAAUUCUCUAAUACAUGAACGUGAUAUACGAACGUGUGUACGUGAUAUAAAUACGCAGCUAAAUCACGUAGGUGUAGCGGGUCCUAAUCUUGAGGUAACCGGUCGUAUUAAAGCUAUCAAAGUAACAUUUGAAUCAACAGUUGGUGCAUUACAUACCAAUUCAAAAUUAUCUGCUCGAAGUAUUAUCCUUAAAGCUCAACAUAUUUUUAUUAAACCGGAAGCUUUGUUUACAUGUUCAAAAUUACGGAUGAUAUCACGGCGUGUUCAAAUUGAUGGACGAAUUUGUUGCUCUGAUCAAAUGCCAUCAAAAAUGUCUGUUUUUAUUGAUUCUGCUUUAUUACAUAUUGGCAUUGAUGGCACAAUUGGUACGACACGGUCAUCUACUGAUAAAACUAUGUCUAGGAUACCGGAAAAUGUUGUAAAUGUGCUUCAUUUCCGUUUAACCGGUUGUUUGGCUAAUUUUGGAUCAAUUGUUUCGCAAAAUGAAAUGGAAUUUCAUAUUGAUGGAAGUAUUUUAUCAUUACAGGAUAGUCGGAUUGAUAGUGCUUCCAGAGGGUAUACAGCCUUAAAACAAAUCAAAGGUAUUAGCAGUGAAACAUCUGAUUCAUUACCAACCAGUAGCACUCUUAGUUCAGCAAUUUUGUUUGAAAAACCGGAUACUGUUGCUCAAUUACUGGAAGAUGGUGUUGAUUUAAAUGAUUCUAUUAAGGUAAAUAAUAUGGAUGAUGAUGAUACGCCAAGAAAAAUAGCUAUUAGAAAAUAUAAAGCUGUUCAAGCAACAGAAAGACGUAAUAAAUUGCGUGAAAAGAUAACAUUAAUCCAAGCUCUUAUCAGUACGCAUGAUUGGAAACGUGGAAUUAUCACUUCGAAUUGUAUUAAUGCUAAGAUUGGACGAGAUUGUGCUGAUUGUGCACAGUUUCGAAGUGGUACACUGUCGUUGACAGUUUAUGGAAAUGCAAAAUGUGAGGCAAAAUCAAUUUGGUCAGGUGGUUCAGUUACAGUAACAGUAGGACAUGAUUUAGUAAUUGAAGGACAAGUAAAGCAUGUUAAUUUGGAUGUGUCAUGUGGUGGUAAUAUGGCCACAACUGAAGAAGCAAUUAUUAGCCAAGAGCAAUGGGUUAAGAUAGUUUCUACCGCUUUUUGUGUUGCCGGAAUUUGGUCAGUGGGUGAGCAAUUUGGUUUAGAUGUUAAAUCGGCUACAUUUUUGGAGGAAUCAUACAUAGAAGCUGAUUAUUUUGAAGGAACAAUUGAUAAAUGUUGUUACAAUUCCGGAACUUGGCAAACUCGUUUUAUAUCAUUGGUAAUUCAUGGUGAUUUGUUUACUUUGCAUACUGGAAAGGUAUUUGUUGAGGAAACAACAAUUAUUGAAGCAUUAUCAUUCAAUAAUUGUGGCAUCUGGAAAAUUAAAGAAGCAAUGAAAAUUAUACUUAAAAGAUCAGCAAAUUUUUAUGCUUCAUCAAAAUUUAGCGCUAAUUUAUUAAAAGUAAUAGCCGAAGGUCAAUGUACCAUUGCUGGACAUUUAUCAUUGGAAAAUUUAUUAGCAUAUGUACGUAAUGAUAUGAUAACAGCACCUGGUUCACGAAUUAAUAUCACAAUCGGUGCAACUAUUGCAGUAGGAACAUUUCGAAAUGAUUCAUCAUGGUAUUUUGAUGGAAAUUUACAUUUGCAUGUUGCAUGUUUCGAGCAAUCAGAAGAUGCAAUUAUUUUUGUGAAAGAUACAUUUACAAUGGCAAUUUAUGAUCGAUCAGAAGAAUGUUGCAAUGGACGAAUUGUUGCUAAUUAUUUAAUUAUGAAUUUAGCAAAACGAUUUCGUUUUGAUGGUUAUAUUCGAGUGAAUCAAAUUGAAAUUUGCUUACCACAUGUUAACGAAUCAAGGCUAACAAUUGGUGGUCAACUUGAAAUACUCGAUGGUCCAUUAAUUAUGAAAGGACGAAGUUGUGAUAAUACUGAAAUUUCCUCAUUUUCAUCAUCACCAUCAUCAUCAUCAUCAUCGUCAUCAAUUAUAUCAACAAUUGUAACACAUUCAUUUCCGGCAUUUAUUCUGGAAGGACAAUUAAAAGCGGAAGCUGUUAUCGCACCUUUUUUAGCAAUUCUUUUCUCAACAUCAUCCUAUUCACUGCUUUCUGGAAUGGAUUCAAUAGCAAAAAAUGCACCAUAUCGUACUCUAAUAUCAUGUAAUUCAUUACAUACACAACGUACUUCAUUAAUUGAUUCCGUUCCUGAAGUUUUCUUUCCGGAAGCUAUCUUAUGUGCUACAACAUGGCUACAUGAAGGACAAAUUCGAUUUAAUGGUGAAAAAGUAUACAUUAUCACUGAUAGUUUAAUCAAUCGUGGUCGACUAACCAGUGAUAAUAAAUUACAAAACCAUAUGCGUGAAGUAACUGUAAUGAUUGAGAAUUUCUUUCAAAAUGAUUCUGUCUUCUCGGCUGAUCGUAUUGAAAUUUAUGGAAAUGGUAUGUUACAAAAUACAAAUCGUAUCUUUGCAAACGAUGAAAUGAAUAUACGAUUGGCAAAUUUUUGUAGCAAAUUUGGACAAACACAAUUAGAAAAUACUCAAUUAAAAUUGCUAACAGCAAGUAAUGAAUGUAUUCAUUUUGGAACACAUAGUCAAACUCGUGGAAAUUCUGACAAUAAAACAUCAAAAGUUUGUGUGGCAUUAAAUCGAUAUGAAUGUGAUCGACAGAUUCGAAUAAAUGCUCGAUCUCGAUUACUCAUUGAUAAUGAUAUUAUUGAUGGUGAUAGUAAUGUCAUAUUGACAGCUCGAGAUUCAAUUUUGUUCAAAUCUCGUAUAAUUGUGGAUUUAAUCGAAAUAACACUUGGUGCAGCUUAUAUUACAGAAUUUGUGAUAAAAAAGAAUGCAUCAGUAACAACUAAUCAAUUACGAAUUACUGGAAGUUGCAAAUAUCUUACAAUAAUUAUUGAUGGUGAAUUAACAUGUGAAUCAAUGAUUAUUGAUGCAAAAAUUCGACAAGUUAAAGUGCUUGGAAAUGGUAUAUUGUCUUGUCGGAAAUCAAUGAACAUAGGUGGUGAUUCGAUCACUUUAAUGAUACGUGAUAUUCGUAUAACGGAACUAUUAGGUUCACUGAUAACGAUUACUUCAAAUGGUGCACUUAGCUUAUCACCAUUUGAUACACAUUCAAAAACAGUAUCUAUUUAUGCUGAUAAUUGCUAUUUGCAAGGACGAAUAUUCGUCGAACAUAAAAUUGUUUUAAAAAUUAACGAUGGAUCAUGUCAUAUCAGUGGUGAAAUUUUGGGAAUAUGCGCAAAUAGUGAAUUAUCAUUGGAAUGUGAUAAUUUAAUCUUAACCGGAACAGUGGCAAAUAUAGAUUUUCUAGAAAGUUAUACACGCAAAAAAAUUGAACAUUAUGAAACAGGAAUGAUUAAAAGUGUGAAAAAUAUUGUAUUUGAAGCAGAGUUCAUUUCGUUAGAUGGUAAAAUUAUGGAUUCGGAAUCCGUAAUUGCUACUGGUGAAGAAGUGAACAUUGAAGGAAUGCUUCAGAAUCAGGAUGGUACACAUGCUGCUUAUUCAAUAUUUAGCAAAAAAAUUCUUUUUGAUGGAGAGAUAUGUGGUCCGGCACGAUUGGAAUUAAGCGGAUCAGAAAUCACUUUUUCUGGAGUAUCAAACAAUUUGAAGUUUCUUGAUAUUGAUGCAAAUUUAGCUACCAUUGCACCAAUGAAACUGAAAUGUGAAAAUUUCAAUUUUAUCGCUUAUUCUGCAAUUUUAGAUGGUAAUUUAAAUGCUGAAAUAUUCUGGGUAACUGUACAGGUAGCUUUAUUUAUUCGAACCGACUUAACCGGUUGUGCACAGUGCAAACUUGUUGCUCCAUUAAUUCUUGCUCUAAACUGUCCGAUGUCAUCAAAAAUGGAUAUUUCCUCCAUUAUUUAUGCUUUUGAACGGUUUGAAUUAUUAGAACCCAAAAAUCUGGAAUUAUUUGAUUCAAAACAUCGAUUUACAUCGAUAUCUGAUUGUUCCAUCAUCAAUAACAAUGCUAGAAUCACAAAUUCUGAACAAUCUUCUGAAAAUCAAAUGCGAUCAAUUGGUAUUUCUCUACCAACGACAAAUUCUCUCUAUUUGACACUUUUGAAACUUUUAAAUGAAAUACACAUUGAGCAUCAAUUAAUGCACAACUUUACUAAAUUAUUUAAUCUGAUGUGUAGUAUUGCUGAUAUUAAUGAUGACAGUGAAACGAAAAAUUCUGCAAUUUUUAUCGAAGAACGAGAAAGAUUCGAAUCACAAGCGUUAUACGACAUUGCUAAUCGUUUUCGCAUUCGAUCACGUAAAUUUGGAUUACAACGAAAUGAAAAUCAUUCGGCUGAUGAUGACAUCGGCUAUGUGAGUCGUAGUUCCAGCGAAGAAAUUGAUGAAAAGCGUCGAAAUAUCGAUGAUUUACAGGAUUUGCUUUACUGUACAAAUUUGGAUAAUGAAUCGCUUACAUCAAUGUCAAAAGUGACAAUUAGUGAUGGAGAUGAUUGUAUGGAUAAAGAUACAAUAACAGAUGACGAAUUACGCAAUAAUGAAACGUUGAAUGAUGAAAUACGUAGAAGUGAAAAAGACAAAAGUAACUCUAAUACAACGUAUGUUUUGAACGGUGAACAACGAGUACAAAUCGGUUACAUUGAUUUCAAUCGAUUAGAUGUUGUGAUCACAAAACCGGAAUUCUUGACUCGCCGAAAAAUUCCCUCCGGUAUCGAUUUGGCCUUCAAGAAAAUACAGUUAAAAGCAACUUUGCCAACGUUAGAAUUACAUUCAUUCGGUAGCGAAUCAUCAUUGGCGUCAUUUGACGAAAAAGCGCUAAUGUAUUCCAUUCCUACGCCAGUGAAACGAUCACUUAUACCACGUGCUGCUAUUUCAACGUACGGUAAUGGUACCAUAAGAAGAUCACGUACAUUUAUUAAUUAUAAUACAUGA
This is a messenger RNA of Brugia pahangi, 5154 nucleotides long. Lineage: Eukaryota; Metazoa; Nematoda; Chromadorea; Rhabditida; Onchocercidae. The record is from the annotation of a GenBank genome assembly.